CGCGCCCAGCACACUGUAUAAAGAGCCUGGCCGCCGCGGCGGGGCAGCUCCCGGCUUCGCGCGGGGUAAAGCUUCCCUCGUCGGUCUGCGUCCGUGCCUGAUAUCCUUCUGGACACCUCGAAGAUGGCACCCGUUGGGGGCAAAAAGGCCAAGAGGGGCAUCCUAGAACGUUUGAACGCUGGAGAAGUUGUGAUUGGCGAUGGAGGGUUUGUCUUUGCACUGGAGAAGAGGGGCUACGUGAAGGCAGGCCCCUGGACCCCAGAGGCUGCUGUGGAACACCCAGAAGCAGUUCGCCAGCUUCACCGAGAGUUCCUCAGGGCUGGAUCCAAUGUCAUGCAAACCUUCACCUUUUAUGCAAGUGAAGACAAGCUGGAGAACAGGGGAAACUAUGUUGCAGAAAAAAUAUCUGGGCAGAAAGUCAACGAAGCUGCUUGUGACAUUGCCCGGCAAGUGGCUGAUGAGGGAGAUGCUUUGGUGGCAGGAGGUGUGAGCCAAACACCUUCGUACCUUAGUUGCAAGAGUGAGACUGAAGUUAAAAAAGUAUUUCAGCAACAGUUAGAAGUCUUUAUGAAGAAGAACGUGGACUUCUUGAUUGCCGAGUAUUUUGAGCAUGUUGAAGAGGCUGUGUGGGCAGUCGAAACCUUGAAAACAUCUGGGAAACCUGUGGCAGCAACCAUGUGCAUCGGCCCAGAGGGAGAUUUGCAUGGCGUGAGCCCCGGCGAGUGUGCGGUGCGCCUGGUUAAAGCAGGAGCUUCUAUUGUUGGUGUGAACUGCCAUUUUGACCCCACAAUUAGUUUACAAACUGUGAAGCUCAUGAAAGAAGGCUUGGAGGCUGCCCGUCUGAAAGGCCACUUGAUGAGUCAGCCACUGGCCUACCACACUCCUGACUGCAGCAAACAGGGAUUUAUCGAUCUACCGGAAUUCCCCUUUGGACUGGAGCCCAGAGUUGCAACCAGAUGGGAUAUUCAAAAAUAUGCCAGAGAGGCCUACAAUCUGGGGGUCAGGUAUAUUGGCGGGUGCUGUGGAUUUGAGCCCUACCACAUCAGGGCAAUCGCAGAGGAGCUGGCCCCCGAAAGGGGCUUUUUGCCACCAGCUUCGGACAAACAUGGCAGCUGGGGAAGUGGUUUGGACAUGCACACCAAGCCGUGGAUUAGAGCAAGGGCCAGGAAGGAAUACUGGGAGAAUCUUCGGAUAGCCUCAGGCAGGCCAUACAACCCUUCGAUGUCAAAGCCCGAUGCCUGGGGAGUGACCAAAGGAACAGCUGAGCUGAUGCAGCAGAAAGAAGCCACAACUGAGCAGCAGCUGAAAGAGCUCUUUGAAAAACAGAAAUUUAUAUCUGCACAGUAGCCUCAGGGAAACCCAUUUUUAGUGAUUUCUAUGUUUGGGCCACAGUUCCCAAAAAUAAGGAAAAGAUGGUUUUAAAGUAAUGCUUAUGUUAAUGUCAGGCUACAUAUAAAAUUGGUAGUAGCUAAACAAAACAGAACUACAAAUAGCACUUGACAAUUUUAAAAGUAUAUUUCAGAAAUUUACUUAGAAGCAAAGUAAGUAAGAAGUAAAUCUUAAACAGGUUCCCUAUACCACACAUAAGGUAUUAGGGAAUUCACUGUGGCCAAUGACAAGUAAUUCAGAUAUUCAUUCCCACUUUAGUUAGUCUGCAGGCUAGUAAGGAGGAUGAGAUGUGAGCUGACAUGACAGAGACAGAUAAAAUGCUACAGGGAAGUGACUUCCAAGUUCUUUUGAACAUGACCCUUAGUAAGAAACAAAAGUUAUGUAAUAGCCCAGUAAAACACGUACCAUAUAACCACUGAAAUAAAAUGUGUGAUCCAUUUUGGUAUUUUCUAUUCCAUUCCUUUCCAUCUUGUCUCACUGAUAAAACAUGCUGGCUGAGACCCUUCAAACUGAUUUUAUGACCCAACAGUUUGAAAAACACUGUCAUGGAACACUUCAGAUAGGGGGACAUUGCUGUUUCUUUAAGUUUGUUCUUAGAUAUCAGUCAUAUGAGACAUCAUCAGUAAGUAUCAAAAGACCAAAGUCCUCCUCUCAGAGUUCAAGAGUUGUUCUCUCUUUCCUGACCCAUGGCAGAGCAACGGCAAGAGGAAAGAAGGUAUCGGUAUCUAAGCUUUCUCCAUCCUGCCCAAAACUGAUGCACCUAAAUGCUUUCAGUCAGUAAGGCUGGGUAACAAUGUUACCUUGGUAGCUUUAAAAAAAAAAAAACAAAA
Molecule: messenger RNA, 2219 nt
Organism: Ailuropoda melanoleuca (giant panda)
Lineage: Eukaryota; Metazoa; Chordata; Mammalia; Carnivora; Ursidae
Gene: BHMT
Product: betaine--homocysteine S-methyltransferase
Exons: 8
Coding region: 124-1347 (407 amino acids)
Biological process (GO): L-methionine salvage
Cellular component (GO): cytosol
Molecular function (GO): betaine-homocysteine S-methyltransferase activity; zinc ion binding
Source: RefSeq, a predicted model, not a curated record